Gastrolobium bilobum is the source of this 1116-nucleotide messenger RNA. Its product is annotated as jasmonate-induced oxygenase 2-like. Lineage: Eukaryota; Viridiplantae; Streptophyta; Magnoliopsida; Fabales; Fabaceae. The transcript is spliced from 3 exons. Bases 1 to 1116 code for a protein of 371 amino acids. The record is from RefSeq and is a predicted model, not a curated record.
AUGAUGAGUUGCCAAGCAUGGCCAGAACCCGUGGUUCGAGUCCAAGCCUUAGCUGAAAGUGGCCUAAGCUCAAUCCCUGCAUGCUACAUAAGGCCCCACUCCCAAAGAGCCACAAACACAACCACCACUUUUGCUCCUCACCAAGCUUCUCAAACUGAUCAUAAUCACGUUAACAACAACAUCCCUGUCAUUGACCUUCAGCACCUCUCCGGUGAGGACCAAGUCCUCCGAGAGGAGGCCCUCCGGCGCGUCUCCGAGGCGUGCCGGGAGUGGGGUUUUUUCCAGGUGCUGAACCAUGGGGUGAGCCAUGAGUUAAUGAAGAGUGUUAGGGAAUUGUGGCGUGAGUUUUUUAACCAGCCACUUGAGGUGAAGGAGGAGUAUGCUAAUUCCCCUACAACUUAUGAGGGUUAUGGUAGUCGCUUGGGAGUGAAAAAAGGUGCCACUUUGGAUUGGAGUGACUACUUUUUUCUCCAUUACAUGCCUCCUUCACUUAGGAACCAAGCUAAGUGGCCUGCACUUCCAUCAUCCUUGAGGAAAGUGAUCGCUGAAUAUGGUGAGGAAGUGGUUAAGCUAGGAGGAAGGAUACUCAAAUUGAUGUCAAUAAAUCUUGGCCUGAAAGAGGAUUUUCUUCUUAAUGCAUUUGGGGGAGAAAAUGAACUUGGUGCGUGCCUAAGGGUGAAUUUCUAUCCAAAGUGCCCACAACCUGACCUCACUUUUGGUCUCUCCCCUCACUCAGACCCUGGUGGUAUGACAAUUCUUCUCCCUGAUGAUUUUGUGUCUGGUCUUCAAGUACGCAGAGGAAAUGACUGGAUCACUGUUAAGCCUGUCCCUAAUGCUUUUAUCAUCAACAUUGGUGACCAAAUUCAGGUGCUGAGCAAUGCAAUAUACAAAAGCGUAGAACACAGGGUGAUUGUGAACUCAAACAAAGAUCGUGUUUCCUUGGCCCUCUUCUAUAACCCGAAGAGUGAUUUACUUAUUGAACCUGCUAAGGAGCUUGUGACAGAGGAAAAGCCAGCCCUAUACUCACCAAUGACAUAUGAUGAAUACAGACUUUACAUUAGGAUAAAAGGACCUUGUGGAAAGGCUCAAGUUGAAUCGUUGACUUCCCAAACAUGA